Messenger RNA from Sclerotinia sclerotiorum 1980 UF-70, 255 nucleotides. RefSeq lists its product with no specific name. NCBI's taxonomy places the organism in Eukaryota, Fungi, Ascomycota, Leotiomycetes, Helotiales, Sclerotiniaceae. The transcript has a single exon. The record is from RefSeq and is a predicted model, not a curated record. The coding region runs from base 1 to 255 and encodes 84 amino acids.
AUGGAUUUGUUGAUCUUGGGUGUUGGUGAGAUGAUUUUUAUUUUUAUUUCUUUUGAAAUUCGGAGUUCGAAGGUCGACUUUGAGAUUGAGAUUGAGAUUGUUAUAUGUGGUGUGGUUGAUGCUUGGGGUUUGUAUGACUUGUAUGACUUCUGGACUUUACUUAUUGUACACUACAACGUUUUGUGUGACCAAAAGGGUGUUUAUAGACCAGCAAUUGUAUUUAACUUAAAAUCUACAGGUGAAGAGCAUCUAUAG